GCUCAGUGCAUCAUGUGAUCCUUUACACACCUUUGUUAGAAGUGAAAGUCUUGUCAUUUAACUCCUGAAGGAAGCGUAUUACAUCGCCUAUACUCUGUUCUUCUCGACCCUUUUUUUCGAUGGAAAGUCUUUGAGCAAAGAAAUAAAGUAACUUCAGAUGAUGGAGCAGAACAUAGUGAUGCUGUUGAUCGGUAAAACUGGAUCAGGAAAAAGUACCACAGGAAACAUCAUCUUUAAUAAAACUGUGUUUGAGUCGAAAAGGAGCUCUUCAUCAGUGACCAAAGUGUGUCGAACACACACUGAUGCUGUUAAUGACAGAAGUGUGACAGUGAUUGAUACUCCAGACUUCAGAUUCUCCACUCACACUGACUUUGAUUCAGUCUCUGAGCUGAAGAGAGCUCUUGAAUUAUGUUCAACAGGAGCUCAUGCCAUCCUGCUUAUUCUGCCUUUAAACACUUUCACUGAGCAGGAGAUGGAUUUCAUUAGUUGGUUUGUGCAGAUGUUUGGUGUUGAAGCUCUCAGAUUUACUCUAGUGCUCUUCACUCAUGCAGAUCAGAAACACGUGACAUCACUGGAAGACAUGGUCGGGGAAAAUACUCAGUUGUCUGAUUUUAUUAAUCAAUGUGGUCAGAGAUAUCAUGGGUUUAACAUUAAAGCUCCAGCAAACAGAGAGCAGGUGACUGAACUCAUGGAGAAGAUCAACAGACUGCUGUCUGACAACACAAACUCCUGCUAUACACUAGAAAUGAUGCAGGAGACUGAGAGGAGAAGAGAGAAGGAGAAGAAAGCAGAGGAGGAUAGGAAAGAACAAAAAGGAGCCAAGCUGGAAAAACAAGAGUCUCUUUGGAAGGGGUUCAAACAUCUGUUUGUUAAACAUAUAAAGCUGAAAUCUGUCUGUAUAAUUAUGGUUUUUGCUGUAGUGACAGGAGGUGUUGCUGUGUGGAAGAAAGACAUUUCAAAUGGAUGGAUGUUCACUAAUGGUUUCUGUACAGGAGGAUUAGCUUCAACUGUCGGAGUUUGCGUAGAAAUUCUUUAGAAAUUGAUGUUGAAGGAUCAGCAUGUUUCAUCUUCUCGUGAGCGUCCCAGUGCUCUUAGACAGUUAUUGCUGAAGACAAGAGAUGUUGUGUGUGCUGCAUCUGCUGGAGCUGUGAUUAGUAGCAUUGAGUUACACUUAAUACAACUGAUGUAAUCUGCACUUCUCUGUAUUUCUGAGAAGAACUCUCAUAUUUAUAUAGUUACAUUUAUAUAGUUAUAAAAACAAAUAUCAGAAGGUAAACCAAAAUAUCACCAUAAAAAAAAGGUCAUUUUUGUUUCAAAAUCCCAGCACACAAAAUGAGGGUUGAUAAGGAGAUGGGACCACUGUGUUCACCCUGACAUCAAAUUUAUUAUUAUUGUUAUUAUUAUUAUCACUAUUGAUAUGGAUAUUUAUUAGAUAUUUACACUGUAAAAAUAUUUCCAGGUUUUCACAAGAUUUUACUGUUUUCAAGAUUUGACUGUUUUCACAAUGAAAUAUUGUAUUUAGUUUUUACCCUAACAUUACAGAAAAUUCCUGUGAAAUAAACAUCU
Triplophysa rosa is the source of this 1566-nucleotide messenger RNA. RefSeq names its product GTPase IMAP family member 4-like. The coding region runs from base 158 to 1036 and encodes 292 amino acids. The transcript has 3 exons. The record is from RefSeq and is a predicted model, not a curated record. NCBI's taxonomy places the organism in Eukaryota, Metazoa, Chordata, Actinopteri, Cypriniformes, Nemacheilidae. Gene Ontology annotation, molecular function: GTP binding.